Messenger RNA from Cotesia glomerata, 1668 nucleotides. RefSeq lists its product as uncharacterized. The transcript has 3 exons. The coding region runs from base 821 to 1654 and encodes 277 amino acids. The record is from RefSeq and is a predicted model, not a curated record. NCBI's taxonomy places the organism in Eukaryota, Metazoa, Arthropoda, Insecta, Hymenoptera, Braconidae.
UAUCCAAAACAGUUGGGAUCAUGUAUUUAACGUAAACAUAUGUGAUUUAUUUUUUAAUAAUUAUAAAUAAAAUAUAUUGAAUUUUUUUAAACAAUGCCAGCUUCGAGAAAAAAUUGUUGUAUUCUUGGAUGUAAUAAUACAUCACGCCGAGAACGUGGAUUCAGUGUGGAAGUGAAAUUUUAUAAAUUUCCUGAGAGCGUGUUAGGAGCCUCAUGGAAAAUAUUAAAACGUAAACAGUGGAUGAAUGCAGUGAAAAAUUACGUAGAAAAUCCAAAAGACUGGGUACCAAAUAAAUAUACGAGAAUUUGUAGUACCCAUUUUGUAAAUAAUGAAAAAUUAGAGCAUCCUUUACACCCAUCUUAUGUUCCUUCGAUUUUUCCUGGACGUGAAAAUGUAAAAAGAAAUAUUCAAUCCUUGGAACGUUUUCAACGAGUCAGGAAUCGUGAAAUAAACACAAUCCACAUCAAUAAAUAUAUUGUGAGUGAAAAAAAAAAAGAAAUAACAUAAACAUUGAAAAUACGAUAGACACAGUAAUGGAGCAAGGUAAUGAAGAACAUGCAAGUAGUGUUGAAGAGCAUCCGAUUGAUAUUCAUGUUGAAACUGUUACGGUGAAGCCUGUGCAACGGAGCAUAAGUUGUCAAACAGAGAUAGUCACAGAUGGAUCUUAUGAAGAUUUGGCAUAUUUUUUUUGCAAUCUUAACUAUUUUAACAAUUUAAACACGGCUGCAGUACAGAUUCGAGUUGUGAUCCAAUAAAUAUAGACCUUAGUAAAUCUUGUCAAGGUUUUCAUGGACUCUCUUCAAUUACUACCGAUGAAGCAAUGAGCAGUUUAACAGGUGUGACAUUAGCAAUUUUUUCAUGGCUUUUAACAAUGUUACCAGACUGUAAAGCCUCUAAAGUAGACAAAAAAACUAGUUUCCUGAUAACAUUAGUCAAAUUAAAGACGGGUUUAUCAUUUACUGCAUUGGCAGUCAUUUUCAAUAUUCAUAGAACAACUGCACAUAGGAUAUUUGUGAAACACAUACAGCAGUUAAAUAUUUUGCUACAGAAUUUCAUCGUUUGGCCAUCGAAAUCAACAAUACGUGCAUCUCUACCUGAAACAUUUAAGCGGCAUUACCCAGACACGCGUGUGAUAAUUGAUUGCACUGAAGUUUACACUGAAGUACCACCAGAAGUUAAUCAAAAAGUCUUAAUGUAUUCUGAAUAUAAACACCAUCAUACUGUCAAGUUUAUGGUGGGUUGUGCACCAGAUGGAUUUAUAACUUAUGUUUCCAAAUGUUAUGGUGGCCGUGCUGGUGAUUGCUUCAUUACAAACGAUUGUGGUUUGGUUGAUUUAAUUGAACCUGGUGACGUUGUUUUUGCUGACAAAGGAUUUCCCCAAAUAAAAACUCAAAUCGAAAACAAAAAUGCUAUUUUUAUCAUGCCUCCUUUUGGCCACAAAGAUCAAUUCACCCCUGAAGAAGUUGACGAAACAUACAACAUUGCUUCUGUGAGGAUUCAUAUAGAACGAGUAAAUCAACGAAUCAAGGAUUUUAGAAUUCUGUCAAAAGUACCUAAUUCAUUAUUUCCUCAUAUUGAUGAAAUUGUUUUUGUUAUUUGUGCUUUGGUAAAUGUACAGAAGCCAUUGUUUAAAGAAAAAGAAGUUGACAAAUAAGCCUUUUUCAAAUA